Molecule: messenger RNA, 1167 nt
Organism: Cyphellophora attinorum
Lineage: Eukaryota; Fungi; Ascomycota; Eurotiomycetes; Chaetothyriales; Cyphellophoraceae
Product: putative solute carrier family 35 member
Exons: 2
Coding region: 1-1167 (388 amino acids)
Biological process (GO): transmembrane transport
Cellular component (GO): membrane
Molecular function (GO): transmembrane transporter activity
Source: RefSeq, a predicted model, not a curated record
AUGAGCGGCAUCAAAGACAGCGAAGGCACCGCUGUACGUGCGACGAGCCUGGAUUAUGGCAAUUCUACUGGAGCCCGCCACCACUAUGACAACCAUGGUGAGCCUGAAGUCAUCGACCAGCAUGAACGGAGCACUGCUGCUCCAGCUAAGAAGUCAUGGGCUUCUAAGCUUGCCUUCUUCCGCACCAGGGAGUUCUGGUUCAUCCUGGUACUCGGACAGUUCCUGGCGGUAUGCAUCACGGGGACCAAUACCAUGUCCUCUCUGUUGGUCGAGCAGGGAACGAACAUUCCGGCAUUCCAGUCCCUGUUCAACUAUAUUUUGCUCAACAUAGUGUACACCAGCUACACAUUGUAUGUGUAUGGUCCCAAGAAGUGGGCGCGCAUGGUCUUCAAGGACGGCUGGAAGUACAUUAUCCUGGCCUUCUUCGACGUUCAAGGCAACUACUUCACUGUGCUCGCCUACCGCUACACAACCAUCAUGUCUGCACAGCUUAUCAACUUCUGGGCUAUUGUCGUUGUCGUCGCCAUCAGCUUCGUCUUCUUGAAGGUGCGCUACCACUGGGCGCAAGUCAUCGGCAUCCUCGUCUGCAUUGGCGGUGUCGGCGUAUUGAUCGGCUCCGACCACCUCCAAGGCUCGACUAUCGGCGGCAUUAAAGUCGGCGACCAAGUCAAAGGCGACCUCUUCGCUCUGCUCGGCGCGUCAUGCUAUGGUCUGACGAAUGUCUACGAGGAGUGGUUCGUCUCCGGCCGCCCACUUUACGAAGUCAUUGGCCAGCUCGGCUUCUGGGCUAUGAUCAUCUCCGGCGUGCAAGCCGCCAUCUUCGAUCGCGACAGCUUCACCAAUGCCACUUGGAAUGGUGACGUCGCGGGCUAUCUUGUUGGCUAUACCUUGAUUCUCUUCAUUUUCUACUCCUUGGUCCCCGUGUUGUACCGAUUUGCGUCGGCCGCAUUCAUGAAUAUUUCCCUGCUGACGGGAAAUUUCUGGGGCGCGAUCAUUGGGACAAAGGUGUUUGGACUGACGGGGAUCCUCGGAGAGGCGAAGAAGGCUUGGUUGGGUGAGGAUCAGGCCAAGGGCAUCGAUGGGUUUGGCAGUGCGAGGAGAAAGAUGAGAAAGAUGCAGGGUGUGCAGAGAGGUGAUGAGGGGGUCGUGGCGCCUGGUGUAGUCUGA